AAGUUCAUCGUAUCAACUAUCAACCCGACGUUCAACCAGGCUUCCGGUGACACACCAUGCGGUACAUUUUGAUCGUGUUUGCGGCGACAGUCGCGUGCAUUUACGCACAAAGCUUCAAGUGUCCACCCAAGGAUGGCCAGUACGAGGAUCCCCUGCAGUGCGACAAAUACUACGAGUGUAACGAUGGCCGUGCCACCGAACGGCUAUGCCCGGAUGGACUCGUCUUUGAUCCUACCAUUCGCAAGAUUAACAAGUGCGACCAACCCUUCAAUGUGGACUGUGGCGAUCGUGUAGAGCUUCAACCGCCCCGUGGAAACAACCUCUGCCCGCGCCGUAAUGGUUUCUUCGCCCAUCCGGAUCCGGCCGUAUGCAACGUGUUCUACAACUGUAUCGAAGGUGAAGCGACGGAAAUUACCUGCACGGCCGGGCUACACUUCGACGAAUAUACCGGCACAUGCGUCUGGCCGAACGAUGCCGGACGUCAGGGAUGCAACCCAGGCGCUAACAAGAAACUGAAGGAUGGAUUUACCUGCCCGAAGGAACAGAAAACAGAUGAAGCUGGACAGGUUGUGGCCCACCCGAAGUAUGCCCAUCCGACCGACUGUCAGCGGUUUUACGUUUGUCUGAACGGUGUGGAACCGCGCGAUCUUGGCUGCCAGGUCGGCGAGGUGUACAACGAGGAGACGGAACGGUGUGAUGCGCCCGAAAACGUUCCCGGAUGUGAGGAUUGGUACAAGGAGAGUGACGAGAAGAAGAACUAAAUAGGCU
This is a messenger RNA of Anopheles maculipalpis, 768 nucleotides long. RefSeq names its product protein obstructor-E-like. The transcript has 5 exons. NCBI's taxonomy places the organism in Eukaryota, Metazoa, Arthropoda, Insecta, Diptera, Culicidae. Gene Ontology annotation, molecular function: chitin binding. Bases 57 to 761 code for a protein of 234 amino acids. The record is from RefSeq and is a predicted model, not a curated record. Gene Ontology annotation, cellular component: extracellular region.